Rhodotorula graminis WP1 is the source of this 1493-nucleotide messenger RNA. RefSeq lists its product as uncharacterized. The record is from RefSeq and is a predicted model, not a curated record. The transcript is spliced from 5 exons. Bases 160 to 1410 code for a protein of 416 amino acids. NCBI's taxonomy places the organism in Eukaryota, Fungi, Basidiomycota, Microbotryomycetes, Sporidiobolales, Sporidiobolaceae.
CGUCGUCGCCAGCUGCUCGCCCUCUCAUCUCCAACCCGACCUCUCGCUCGACACAACCAGUGGGUCGAAGCAGGAGGAGCUUCUGUGGGUUCUCGAGGCUCAUCUCGUUCACCCACACCGGCCCUGCACGGCUUGUACAGCGUGCUGCCACGACCCAGCAUGCCGUCACCGCUUAUACCGCCCGAGCUGGUCGUUGGCGUCUUUCUGCACGGCUUCAAAGGCGGUGCCGACACCUUCGCCGAGUUCCCGAUGCGCCUGCAGGCGAUCCUCGAGCCUGUCGGCAUCGCACUCGACCCGGUCGUCUACCCGGCGUACGACACGCGUGGCGAGCUCGUGACGGCCGUCGUGAACCACGUCACGUGGCUCAAGGAGCUCGUCAAGGAGAAGGAGGCCAUGUUCAGGAGCCGAGGAGGGACGGGGCCGGUGCGGGUCAUCUUGUUUGGGCAUUCGAUGGGCGGCCUCGUCAUCGCCGACUCGCUCCUCGCGACGCUCUCGCCCUCGUCGGUCCCGAUCCUCGGCCUCAUCAUGUACGACUCGCCGCUCGUCGGGCUCAACCCGCAGGUGUUCAAGUCGACGUUCGACAAGGCGCUCGACGUCGCGUCCAAGGGCCAGGCGGCACUCGCCGCGCUCGGUGCCGGGUACGGCCUGCUCAAGACGGCGACUGGCGGCGGCGGCGGCGGCUCGAGCUUGUCAGGCGCGCCCUCCCCGGGCUCGGGCUCGUCUUCGUCGGCCAAGGCGAGCAGCUCGCGCUCGGCGACCAAGUCGUCCUCGUCGUCGAACGACAAGGUCUCGGUCCCGCCACCGGCCACCUCGACCUCGGCGACGCCCGGGUCGUCGUCGUCGUGGCUCUCGCUCCCGUACCUCGCCGCCGCCGGGCUCACGGCCGCCGGCGCCGCGUUCGGCGCGUACUACAACCGCGAGACGCUCGCGCAGCACUGGACGUGGGCGACGAGCCACCUGAGCUUUGUCGGCGAGCUGUGGAAGACGGACGAGCUCGAGCGGCGGUUGGAAAAGGUCGUCGGCGCGAGCGAGAAGGGCGUCGGGUUCCACUGCUUCUACACGCUCCUCCCGGCCAAGAACGGCAGCCCCUCGCGCACCUUUCUCGUCGUCCCACCCGCGCCGGCGCUCAACGCGCGCUUCUCGCCCGCCGAGGACUCGAGCGCCCGCGACGAGAUCACGGCGCACGUCAACAUGUUUGACAAGAGCCCGGGCACGUACGCGCUCGGGAGGGAGACGGCGAGGUUGGUCGGCGAGUGGGUCGACGAGGCGAGGGCGGGCAGGAUGGGGUGGUGGAAGGGCGAGCCGGCGGCGGCAACGGCGACGGCGACGGCGACGGCGGACGAGAAGGAGAAGGACGAGGCCGAGCGAGGAGCGGUGGCGCAGGACGAGGACGAGGACAUGCGUACCUGAGCGCUGCUGUAUAUAGACGCUGUAGCUCUCUCUCUCUCUCUCUUUCUCGCCCUGCAUCGUGUCGAUACCAGUGUUCAGUCUUU